UUCUGUAUGAUGAUAAAAUGUCUGCAGUCAAAUCUGUGUUUGAACAGUGAAAAGAGCGAUACCUCUUCACGGAGCUGCUGUUCGUUUUAUCAAAAUAGUCUCUUAAUCCUAUCCUCAUACUUCAACCCCACCCGACAACAAUGGGUUAGUUCAUGUUGCUUUUCAGAACGGAUUAAUGACAGCUGCGUUCCAUCUUGGUGGAUCGACGGGUAGGCUUAACUAUAGCACUGUCCCACCUAGUAUUGCAACAAACUUAAGUUACCUUGUUUUUAUAAGGUGUUUGUAGCUGCUUUUACUGUAGUGAGCACAGUGAGGUUUUAUCUUAUUCACGCCUGUCAGCAGUGAAGGGAGCAACUAUCUUAACGUUCAGCUAAGUUAAGUAGCACCAUCUUGACAAGAAGUCUUCUUCGCCCAAAAAAACCCUGUACUUUUAACAAGCCAUGGCCUCCGCUCCUCCACACAACUUUUCCUGGGUUGAGCCAGGCAAACUGGCUGGCAUGGCCAUGCCCAGGAUGCCAUGUCAUUACCAAUAUCUGCUGGACAAUGGUAUCAAACACCUGAUUUCUCUGAGUGAAAGAAAACCACCUUAUCACGACUCAUGCCCAGAGCUACAACUGCAUCACAUCAAGAUCGCUGACUUCACUCCUCCUUCAUCAAGUCAGAUUGAUCUAUUCCUCUCUAUCGUGGAUGAGGCCAACUGCAAGGGGGAGAGUGUGGGAGUUCACUGCCUGCAUGGCUAUGGGAGAACGGGGACCAUGCUGGCCUGCUAUCUGGUGAAAACCAGGAAGAUUUCAGGGAUCGACGCCAUCAAUGAGAUCCGGCGACUGCGGCGAGGCUCGAUCGAAACUCAUGAGCAAGAGAAGGCAGUGGUACAGUUUUACCAGCGAACAAAGUAGAUUUUACAGUUAAAACACAGUUCUGCAUUUGGAAGGAAACAGAUGCAACAAUGAUUAUUACAGUUAUUAAACUUAGAAGUGCCUCAAUUAUAUUCCUAAUGAAUACUUCAUUAUCUAGGAAUACAAAAAUACAAAAACCUAUGUUCAAACAGGUGAUUAAAACAAAUUUUAUCCUGGAUAAAAAUACUGAACUGAAAUGUUGAAAUUGCACACAGUAGGUCAAGGUCAAGGUGUUUGUCAUAUGCACAGUUAGGAAACGUCUUUCCCUGUACAAUGAGAUUCUUACUUUG
Messenger RNA from Monopterus albus (swamp eel), 1186 nucleotides. RefSeq names its product dual specificity phosphatase 23b (gene dusp23b). NCBI's taxonomy places the organism in Eukaryota, Metazoa, Chordata, Actinopteri, Synbranchiformes, Synbranchidae. The coding region runs from base 441 to 896 and encodes 151 amino acids. The record is from RefSeq and is a predicted model, not a curated record. The transcript is spliced from 3 exons. Gene Ontology annotation, biological process: protein dephosphorylation.